GUUUUGAACAUACAUAGCCAAUGGUCAGCAAGCCGCCACUAGGUUUCCUUCUUACAUUUGAUAUGAAACAGGAACCCGGGCAAUCUUGCCAAGCUGAAGCUUGUGCACUUCAAACAUGCCUUUCUGCACACACGUACUCUCCAGAGAGAUGCGAUGCACACCUUAAAAGGCUCUAUCAAUGUUGCUCCAAGCUGUAUCAGGAUCGCGCAGAGAAUAAUGGCACAGAACGUGUCAAAGGUUCAAACCAAGAAAGCAUAUCGACAGCGUGUCCAAUACCAAGGGUAGUUGAGCACUGGCUCAAGAACCAUCCAUGAUGAUCGGAGCAUUAACGUUCCUGCAAAUUGAAUACGCGCCCGGACAUCCACUUUACACCAGCUUUCAACCGAUAGCAGGGCUCAAGAUGCCCAUCGUUCGGAUGUGCCGGCCUGCAGAAUCCAGAUGAAGUGCUUUUUGGAUGGUCGACCCUUGAUUAUGUUAGAAGCGUGUAAGGUCGACAUAUCGGGUGCUUCCUACAGUAUCCUACUAGUAGAUGUUGGACAUGAAGAACUGGCCUAUGGUAAUUUUUAUCGCACAGCUAUACUGUUAUUAGGCUCUUGAAGGCACGCAUUACACUAAAUUUACCUCUAUGGACCGAGGCUGUGGCACAGCUCGUCCUAGUGUCGUCACUUA
Suillus subalutaceus is the source of this 669-nucleotide messenger RNA. RefSeq names its product DUF1903-domain-containing protein. The coding region runs from base 21 to 314 and encodes 97 amino acids. Lineage: Eukaryota; Fungi; Basidiomycota; Agaricomycetes; Boletales; Suillaceae. The record is from RefSeq and is a predicted model, not a curated record. The transcript is spliced from 3 exons.